AUGAAGAAUCUCAAUCUCUUCAUACUCCCCGUAGUUGUGUUCUUAACCAUCACCACCGUAAUCAACGGUGGAAUAACAAGCGAAUAUGUCCGUCAAGCUCAACCAUCCGUCGAGAUGCCUCUCGAAACCUUCCCUUCUCCUCCUGGUUACAAUGUUCCUGAACAGGUUCAUUUAACGCAAGGAGAUCACGAUGGACGCGCAAUGAUCGUUUCGUGGGUCACUCCAUUGAAUCUAGCCGGUUCUAACGUCGUUACUUAUUGGAUGGUCGUUAAUAGUUCUACCUCCACUAACAGUAGCGACGUGAAGAUGGCAAAGAAGAAAGCUCAUGGUUCUACGUCUUCUUAUAGAUUUUAUGACUAUACUUCUGGUUAUCUUCAUCACGCUAACAUUAAAGGACUUGAGUACAAUACCACAUACAUUUAUGAGGUCGGUAGCGAUCAGUCUGUGAGACAGUUCAACUUCACAACACCUCCGGCUGUUGGACCUGAUGUUCCAUACACCUUCGGAAUUAUUGGUGAUCUUGGACAAACCUAUGCUUCUAACGAGACAUUGUACCAUUACUCAAACCCUAAAGGCCAAGCCGUUCUCUUUGCUGGUGACUUGUCUUACGCAGACGACCACCCAAACCAUGACCAAAGAAAGUGGGAUACUUUUGGAAAAUUCCUUGAGCCUUGUGCUGCUUACCAGCCUUUUAUCUAUGCCGCAGGGAAUCAUGAGAUCGAUUUUGCUCCAGAAAUUGGUGAGCCACAUCCUUUCAAGCCCUACAUGCACCGUUACCCUAACGCAUACAAAGCCUCAGGGAGUAUAUCUCCUCUUUGGUACUCAGUUAGACGCGGUCCUGCUCACAUUAUCGUCCUCUCUUCUUACUCUGCAUACGGCAAAUACACUCCACAGUACCUAUGGCUUCAGCAAGAACUAAAGAACGUGAACAGAGAGGAGACUCCAUGGUUGAUUGUGAUGGUUCACUCUCCUUGGUACAACAGUAAUAACUACCAUUUCAUGGAAGGUGAAAGCAUGAGGAUUAUGUUUGAGUCGUGGUUCGUGAACAGCAAGGUCGAUUUGGUCUUGUCUGGUCACGUCCAUGCCUAUGAAAGAUCCGAACGUGUGUCUAAUAUCAAGUACAACAUCACCAAUGGCUUGAGCACUCCUGUGAAAGACCCUAAUGCUCCUAUUUACAUCACAAUCGGUGAUGGAGGUAACAUUGAAGGAAUUGCAAACAGUUUUACUGAUCCGCAACCAAGUUACUCGGCAUAUAGGGAAGCUAGUUUCGGUCAUGCGGUUUUGGAGAUCCACAACCGAACUCAUGCGCUUUACACAUGGCAUAGAAACCAAGACAAUGAACCUGUUGCAGCUGAUUCUUUCAUUGUGCGUAACCGAUACAACUUAUUGGACGACGAGAGGAUUUAA
Messenger RNA from Arabis nemorensis, 1407 nucleotides. Lineage: Eukaryota; Viridiplantae; Streptophyta; Magnoliopsida; Brassicales; Brassicaceae. The record is from the annotation of a GenBank genome assembly.